Molecule: messenger RNA, 450 nt
Organism: Oncorhynchus nerka (sockeye salmon)
Lineage: Eukaryota; Metazoa; Chordata; Actinopteri; Salmoniformes; Salmonidae
Product: leucine-rich repeat protein 1-like
Exons: 4
Coding region: 1-450 (149 amino acids)
Source: RefSeq, a predicted model, not a curated record
AUGAGGUAUGCUAUCUUAGAGCGAUCCGAGGGGAAGGAGGAGGGCUGCAGCUCGAUGUAUUCAACACCUAGACCUGAGUCAGAACAGGCCCUGCCGCUUCAGUUCUGCCAGCUGCGAGAGCAGAUCAAGUUCAAGCUGGACGACAACAAACUGGUGUGGCUGCCCUUUCACAUCGGCCAUAUCUCCAAGCUGCGCUUACUGUCAGCAGCCCACAAAACCUACCCCAACCCCCUGGGCCACACCAUCCAGCUCACCUUUCCCCUCGCACUGCAGGAGAUGGCAUCCAGGGCUGUGGCCAACAUCAGUGUGAACUACAUCAAAACAGCAGUCAGCAUGAAUCUGCAUCUCGUCUCUCACACUGUGGUAUUGGUAGAUGACAUGGGAGGCACAGAUGUGCCAGUGCAUCACCACUUUUGCUCCCUAUCGUGUUACUCUGAGUUCCUAGACUGA